Naegleria fowleri is the source of this 3390-nucleotide messenger RNA. RefSeq lists its product as uncharacterized. Gene Ontology annotation, molecular function: GTPase activator activity. The record is from RefSeq and is a predicted model, not a curated record. Lineage: Eukaryota; Heterolobosea; Eutetramitea; Acrasida; Naegleriidae. The coding region runs from base 1 to 3390 and encodes 1129 amino acids. Gene Ontology annotation, biological process: positive regulation of GTPase activity. The transcript is spliced from 7 exons.
AUGAAUUCCAAGCAACAACUCGUUUCCAAAAUCGUGAUUGGUGAAAAUUCUUCUUCUUUGGAUCACCCAAAUGCAAGAACACCCACAACAACAACAGCAAUAGAUUACACACAACAACCACCGACAUUGAAUGAUCGUGAAUAUAUAUUAAACAAUGAGGUUUCGUCCUCUCCAUUCACCACCAGUAGAAGCAGUAGGAGUAGUAGCAGUAUCAUCGCUUCCGAUUCGGUUGAUUCAUUCAAUUUUAAUAAUAAUCAAAUGUUGAAUUCCUCUCUCUCCCAAGACCCACUUGAAGACUUGAGUAAGAAUGAAGAAAAAAAUUAUGUAUUUGAAAUUAAUGAUUAUUCCAAGUUGACAGCAUGGGAAAAAUUUGUGGAUCAAAUUGAAAGCUGUAUUGUGACAUGGUGCACUAAUACAGCACCAACAGCAGCAGCAACUCGAGAUUCUUCUCAUCCUCGUCGUAGUCAACAACAAUUUUCUGAUUUUUCACAUCAUUCUCAAUUACUGAUCUAUGGAGGAGCUAAAUAUAGACUAACUUAUUUCAAAAACACAACUAGUAGUAGUAAUAAUAGGACAUUUAAUACUACUAGUAGUAGUAAUAGUAAUUUCAACAACAACAACAAUACUAGUAACUAUAACAGUAGUAGUAACAACAGCAAUAGUAGUAGUAACAAUAACAAUACCAGUCCUUCGACUCAUCAUUCUCAAACAUCCUCCUCCUCCUCCUCUAUUCAUUCUUCAACCACUUGUUGUCAUUUCGAUACCAAUUUUUUAUUAGAGAAUGACAAUGAUUUUCAACAUCGAUCACAUCACUUGACACGUUGGUUUGGAGUUCAAGAAUUUCUCAUUCUUUCACAAUAUAUUGAAAAACGAAAUGAACAACAUUCACAUCACCAUCAACAACAACAUGGUAAAUCUCUUUCAAAACAACUCAUUACCACAUUAUUGAGUGCCAUUUCAAUUGCUCUUUCAAAUACUCACUUUUCAAUACCAUAUUUUGUAUUAUGUGAUGGAGUUCAUGAUUAUAUUGGAAGAUUUAAUUCCUCUCUUGUGAAUCAAAUCACAAGAUUUAAAAGUGAAUCUUUGAGAAAACAAUUAGAACAAAACAAAUAUCUUUCUUCUCGAUAUACAAAAUUAAGUGGAAUUAUUGAACUCUUUUGUUUUAACAUUGGAAAACAUGUUAAAAUUUGUAAUGAAAUUCAAAUCAAGGCAAGAUAUAACUACGUUCUAGAAUCCUACAAUUCACAACAAUGGAAUUGGAUGAAAAAUAAUUUCUCAUUGAAAGAAUCUCGAAUGGGAGCAAGUGAUAUUCCUCCUUUGGGAUGUAAAUAUGAUCCUAUUCAUUCCAUAACGAUGGCAUGUUUAUUUCCAAAUGUUCUUCAACAUUUACAACAACAAAUCGAUGAGUUAAAUCUCACACAAUCUUUUUCAUGGGAAGUGAGAAUGAAUGUUGAAAAAAGACCAGAACUCGAACACACCGAUGGUUUACAUCGACUCUUGUUUGAUAUUUAUUUACCUUUUAAAAAAACUAGUUUUAAGGAGAACACAAUGAAUGACCUGACGACAACCUUCUAUCAACCUUCUUCUUCUCCUCUUCAACAACAACAACAACAACACAACAACCACACCACUUACGACUACAUUCAUGAAGCCAUUUUUGAUAUUUUUGAUGUCCAUCAUGAUGAUGAUACUUCUUCUUCACAAUUCAUGAAACGAUCUCAACAACACUACAUUUCCACCAAUGAAAUAACCUCUUAUAUUCCCAAAUCAUGUUCUCCUUCGAGUCUACUACGAAGGUUGUGUGAUCACUUACCUAAAAUGAAGAAUAUGUCCGACAUUGGUAUUCUCUGGAAGAAUUUCAUUCGAAUUUUAUUUAAAUUUUGGGAAGAAACAAAUAUUCAAGAUCUUUCAGUAUUGGCACAAAUUGCUCCAGAUCAAUCUUUUAUUCCAUUCACAAAGGAUAAUGUGAGUUGGACUCCAAGUUGUUUAUUAGAACAAAAAAUUGACAUGUUGAAUGUGUGUUGUAAACGAGAAUGUGAAUUGGCAAGAAAAAAAUGGAAAAGAAAAGAAUUGAAAAGAAAAGAAUGGAAAGAUUCAGGAUUGGAUAUUUCAGAGGAUGAAGAAGAAGAGGAUGAUGAUGAAUUUUAUGAUGUACAAAGUGAGAAUGAUGAUGAUAGGAAUAAUACUUGUUCUUCUUCUCAAAUAGAUGAACAACAACAAUCACAACAACCAUUCACACAACAUUCUCCUCACAUCAAACAAGUACUCGAAAUUUCGAAUGGUCGAAAAAUUAACAUUCCCAUUACUCAAUACAUUCCAACAAAAACUGAAGAUGUGAUUGAAGAAGAACAACAUUUACUUUCGAAUAUGGAAUCUUCACAACAACGUGCAAGAUAUCAAUGUGAAGGUUUAUUAUCAGAUAUGCAAGCAUUUAAGUAUGUCAAUCCCAAUGCUGAAUUUUCAGAUUUUCUACUUUGGUAUUCUCCGAAGGAUGUGGUCGAUGCCAAUAGCAAUAGUCUCAGUUCUAGAAUGAGUUCACAAUCCAAUGAAAAUAUUUGGAAACAAUUUUGGGAGGAAGCACAACCCAUUCCAGUCUCAAAACAAAAACCAUUAUUUGAUCACAAAUUACAUGCAGAAAAAGUCAUUCACUAUUUAGAUACCAUAGAAAUGACCCAUGUGAUGGAUGAAUUAAUCAUAUGCUCUCUGGUAGCCACUUAUUAUUCAUUGAGGGAGUGGUGGAUGGAUAUUAUUCAUAACAAUGAAUCCAUGAUGCUACUACAAGAAACAAAAAAAGAUCUCUCUAUUCUUAGUGAUGAUUUCUCAGAAUCAAGAACACCUGUCAUUACAAAAAUUGAAGAACGAUUUGCAUUCAUAAGAGAACUAUUGAAAAAACUUUCAAAAGAAACCAUUCUUCAACAAACAGAUUUACUCGAAGUGCUCACAGAAAAAUUACAAGAUUUAGAGAAAUCCAUCUCGUUAGUGAUCUCUGUCUUAUCAAAGUUCCAUAACAAUAAGAGAUGGCUAUCAAGUCCUUUCAUCCAUUUCCUUCCAUAUAUGGAACAAUUGAUCUUUAAUGAAAGCUUUUGUUUGACCUCUCAUGAGAAUCCCACCAGCAAUCACCACAUACUCUGUCAAAUAUGUGCUGGCGGUGAGGAAGAGGAAGAGAAUGAAAACACAGAUACUACUACUACUAUGGUUGAAGAAAAGAAAUCUGGUCAACAUUCGAGUCGAGUGAUCCAUGCCACAGAACAUGCCAGAGAAUUCAUUUUGAGAUGUCAAGCUCUACGACCAUAUCUAAACUCGGAUGCCACCCCUCAACUCUUGUAUGCUCUUGUUUCGAGAGAUGAAAUUCGUGUUUCUAUUGCUUUAACGGAAAAGGUACCUUGGUAG